AUGUCAAUUCUAUUAGGUGAAAAAUUUUCAUGGGCUUAUAAUCCAGAUGAUAUUCGUUCUCGUUUGAUUAGUUCGAUUAUUGCUUGUUUUAUGAUUGCUCGAUAUCGACUUCAUCGCAUAAACGAGGAACGGCUAAAAGAAAAAACAGAAAAGAUUCUUCUUGAAGUUGGUGAUCAUUUACGUACAAACAAUUAUCUAGUUGGUAAUCAAUUCUCGGCGGCUGAUUUAACAUUCUGUUCUCUUAUUAAACCACUUCAACGAGUAUCCUGUUUCAUAAAUGAUUAUCGUUUUCGAAUUAUUUUCGAAUAUCAAGAACGAAUUCGACGAGACUAUGAUCCUAAAUACCCAAAUAUUGAUAAUUUUGUUGAAAAAAUGGCCGAUAAACAUAGGACGCAAAAACAAGAAAAUGAAAAACGCUUCUCGAUCCGUCUAUGGGCAUUUCUUCAUCAAAUCAAUUUUAUUCAACGAUUUUUUAUCUGGUUUAUGACCAUGGUCGUGAACACCGUAUACGGACCAGCAAGUGACGACGAAGAGAUACCUCAAUUCCAGAGAUCAUCAUCAUCAUCAUCAUCACCGGGUAAUCGAGAACAAGAGGCACUAAAUGAUCAACGACUGAUUAAUAUCACGUCGAUAUGGUCAAUGAUCAAAUUUCUCUUCAAAUAUCAAUGCCAUCUGUUAUUUACUAUUCCGAACCAAGCAGCCUAUUUAAACAGAAAACUAUAG
Messenger RNA from Rotaria sordida, 723 nucleotides. The record is from the annotation of a GenBank genome assembly. NCBI's taxonomy places the organism in Eukaryota, Metazoa, Rotifera, Eurotatoria, Philodinida, Philodinidae.